AUGAUCCAAAACACUACUGGAAACGAAACCAAACCCCCGGUCGCAGAGGUGCCGACCUUUCUCUUACACAGACCAACAUUCCCCACGGUGUUGGAAGAUAACAGAGCUCCGACGUCGCUGUCUACGUUCCUUAGGCCAGGAUUUACGCCGGGGCAGUUUCUUUCGUCUUCGAGGAGCCCUGCCCCAUCAGUUGUGACAGAGGACUUGACGAAAGAGAUUAUGCCUCACAAAAUCCGUGUAAAGGUGAUGCUAACUUGGGACGGACAAGGAGACGACUGGAACGACGAAAACGACUUCGGGCAAUUCCCUUGGAUUGACGAGGAAAACUACGGAGAGCUUCUACCAACAGAUAUGAUAGACAAACGCCGUGAAAAAAGCGAAGCCCUGAAGGGCAAAGAAGUGUUCUACCGUCACGGCUCGUGUCGAAUCAGUGCUUCGCCCGAGCUCACUAUUGAUUACCAUUGCAUUCUCGAAGAUGCCGAGGUUUUGACAUUGGCUGACAAGGCAAUUCCUCUUGUCUGCGGCUUUAUACACUAUCAUCCACGCCGAAAGUUCUCCUUGCAGAUCUACUGGGAAUUUGGAUAUGCCCGCUUGAGGCCAGAACCUGACGCAGGUGUUAAAGGCAACCGCACGUUUCGUGGGAUGAUCAAGACGGAGCUAGGCAAGAAGCAAAAGAGAAACUAUCGAGGCCAAGAGUACAUCUCUCGUCGGGAUCAGGCGGUCUUUCAACGGUACGAGGUGGUGCAUGAUCUUGUUUUCUUGGACAAAUCUCUCGACCUGGAUCCGGCUGGUCGAGAGAAAUUUGUCCGCGAAAUAAUCCAGCGGCCGGCAUUGAAACUGUUGCUCACUUGCGUCUUCGUGGGUCAUAACAUGGCCUAUCUGCAUCACCUUCUGGAUGUCCAUAAGUGUGAUGACGAUAAUUUACCGGGGCAACGGGACGAUGGCCCUAUUGAAUGUCGCCUAUUCUACUGUAAUGACCAGGUCAAUGAGAUUGUGCGCGACAAAGCCAGGUUUUAUGUGAGGAAAGUCGAGGAAUAUUUCCAAUACCACAGGCUCGAAGAGGGCGAGGUCAUGCCGUUGCGUCCUACUCUGCCAAAUUCUGGACUCAAGUCACUUGGGAACGGAUUUUCCGGCACAGUGUACGAGGUUUCGAUCGAUUCUGCGCACCACUAUCUGACCGGAGAUCCAUUGUGUUCUUUUGCCUUGAAAAAAUUCCCCGCUGAACGUACAGUGCAGUUUGGGCGAGAAAUAAUGAUGCUUAAAAUUCUCGCCGACCACCCGAAUCCUUAUAUUGUUCCUUACAUUACGAGCUGGACGCAGUCAGAAGACCACUAUAUUCUUUACGAAGCAGCCAGGUAUAAUCUGAAGACAUUUAUGCGAAAUGUGGAGCCCGUGGCAUUCACGAAACACGAAAUACUGUGGUUUCUGCGGCAGCUCCAAGGACUGGCUCUGGCCAUUCACGAUGUGCAUAAUGUGACGAACCCGACAAAGAGCGACCCGGACCCGAAGGUUCUUGCUUUCUCGGGAUGCCACCAUGACAUCAAACCUGAGAAUAUUCUGGUCUUCGAAAAAGUCCCAGGCUCCCACCCCAGAUUCAAAGUCGGCGAUUUUGGGUCGGGCAGCUUCAAUCCACCGGCGAACCCCGGAGAACAUUCUAGGGUGACGGAAGAGACGAAAGGUACACUGACUUAUUACGCACCUGACAAAGACCGCAAGGGGGUUGUGUCACGGCCCUUUGACAUGUGGGCUCUGGGCUGUGUAUACUUGGAGUUGAUGUGCUGGAUGUUCCGCUUCUUCGAAUCGAGCGAAAGCGGCGAAAGCGGCUUUUCCACGGCACGGUUCAAUUGCACGGCUGCCGAUGACAACAACAGGACCGAUACAUUUUGGGACAAAUACUGGACACCCCAAAGAGGGUUUGAAUACAAGUUGAAGUCGGUCGUCGUGGAAGUUAUGGCAGAGCUGAGAGACGUAUGGUGUGCUGGAAUGCCCGCAUUUCAAGACAUCCUUACAGCUAUCAGUAAGCUUCUGGAGAUCCAGGCUGAUGACAGAUGGGAGGCGGUCAAAUUGAAGAGCGCCAUGAUGCAGACUGUCCAACAAGCCGAAGAAUUGCUAACGGAUUAUCCUGACUUCUACUCCUCUCGGUAUGAGGCCAACUGUAAAGCUGAACGCCAGAGGAAGGCUCCAGCCACUUUGCAUCAUGAGGAAGAUUUCACUGGAUUGGGGUCGGUUUCUGCAGCAGCUCUAGCAGUGCCAGAUGGCGAUUCUACGCAGGAGGGUGAUGGAGCCCGAGCUAAACGGCGAUUGUCCCUGACUGAUAGUGGUGAUGAGGCUCGAGCUAAACGGCGACUAUCCCUGAGUGACAGUGCUUUUGAAGCGCCAGCGUUGUCAGUUGAAUAG
This is a messenger RNA of Fonsecaea multimorphosa CBS 102226, 2397 nucleotides long. RefSeq lists its product as uncharacterized. Gene Ontology annotation, biological process: peptidyl-threonine phosphorylation; peptidyl-serine phosphorylation. Bases 1 to 2397 code for a protein of 798 amino acids. NCBI's taxonomy places the organism in Eukaryota, Fungi, Ascomycota, Eurotiomycetes, Chaetothyriales, Herpotrichiellaceae. The transcript is spliced from 2 exons. The record is from RefSeq and is a predicted model, not a curated record. Gene Ontology annotation, molecular function: ATP binding; protein serine/threonine kinase activity.